Pogona vitticeps (central bearded dragon) is the source of this 1382-nucleotide messenger RNA. RefSeq names its product twist-related protein 2. NCBI's taxonomy places the organism in Eukaryota, Metazoa, Chordata, Lepidosauria, Squamata, Agamidae. The record is from RefSeq and is a predicted model, not a curated record. Gene Ontology annotation, biological process: regulation of transcription by RNA polymerase II; developmental process. Gene Ontology annotation, molecular function: DNA-binding transcription factor activity, RNA polymerase II-specific; protein dimerization activity; RNA polymerase II transcription regulatory region sequence-specific DNA binding.
AUGAAAGAGGAGAGCAUGUGCCCCGACUCACCAGAAGGCAGCCUGGUGACCAGCGAGGAGGAGAGCGAGAAGCUGCCGAAGAAAGGCCUUCGCAAGAGAGGCCCGCUGGGCAAGGCUUUGACCUUCCCAGCCCCUCCGCCGCCCGAGAGCAGCACCCCUUCCCCACAGGGCAAACGCAGCAAGCGAAGCCCCGUGCCCCAGACCUUCGAGGACAUGCACACGCAACGGGUCAUUGCCAACGUGCGGGAGCGCCAGCGCACCCAGUCGCUGAAUGACGCCUUCGCCGAGCUGCGCAAGAUCAUCCCCACCCUGCCCUCCGACAAGCUGAGCAAAAUCCAGACCCUCAAGCUGGCCGCCCGCUACAUCGACUUCCUCUACCAGGUCCUCCAGAGUGAUGAGCUUGACCACAAGAUCUCCAGCUGCAACUACCUGGCCCACGAGAGGCUCAGCUACGCUUUCUCUGUGUGGAGGAUGGAAGGGGCCUGGUCCAUGUCCGCAUCCCACUGAGAUCCAGCUGGAAGGUCCACUCAGGGGAAGGUUGGUGAGUGCCAUGCUUCUGCAUCAGCCCAGAACAGCAACAGACACUGACUGAGAGAAGCUCAGGGCACCCUCUCUCCCGUUUUUCUGUUGCCAUCUUGGAAUAAGACCAGCGCCAUCAUCUCGGGGGACAAGGGUGGGAGGGGAAAGAGCCAAGAUCCAGGAUGGAGAAUCUCAGCUUUCCACCAUGGCUCAGAGAAGGGCCACGUACAGAACGUGGCAGAGAUCCGAAGGAGGCGUGGACUGCUUUGCUUGCAACUAGCUGGCCUCAAAAUGUCAAUAUAGAACUCUUUUUGAGGAGCUAAUUUAUUUUUGAUUAGCAGGUUUUUGGGGUACUCCCCUGCCCCGUGAUUAUUAUUUUUGUGGCAGGUUUCCAUUUUCUGAAAGUUUGUCUGAACCCUUUCAUGUUCUAAGGGAACUGAGCUCACUAUGGCUUCUCAUGGCCAAAUCUGCAGCAAAGUCCCAACCCUACAAGAGCUCUCAGAUAAUAUAGGGAUUUCCUUCUCCCAUUAUGUCUUCUCAAUAAGAAAGGGCAUGAGUUUGGAAAGGCAGUAGGGCUUUGGGGAGAGAAUGUUUCCAGACCAUGUGUGGGUAAGAUUUGAUCAAGUAUGAACCAAAUUAAAAACAUGGGCUCACUGUUCCUGUCUCCUCUUUUAAAUACAAUAGCAAUAGAUCUAUAGUCACGCCUACUGCAGGAGGUGUUUGAUCUCAACAAUUGGACAGGGAGACUCAGGCCCUGGGCUGAAUCCAAUCUUUCUGUGGGGUCUCAUUUCUGCCUUCCAGGGUUUUCCAAAUUCUCAUGCAUCUUCCCCUUGAUAACAUCAUUUGCCAGGCUCCCUUUCUUU